This is a messenger RNA of Loxodonta africana (African savanna elephant), 871 nucleotides long. It is a transcript of the gene STPG4, whose product is annotated as sperm-tail PG-rich repeat containing 4. Gene Ontology annotation, biological process: epigenetic programing of male pronucleus. The record is from RefSeq and is a predicted model, not a curated record. Lineage: Eukaryota; Metazoa; Chordata; Mammalia; Proboscidea; Elephantidae. Gene Ontology annotation, molecular function: histone binding; chromatin binding. Gene Ontology annotation, cellular component: germinal vesicle; female pronucleus; male pronucleus.
CGGAGACACACCCACCUGGCGGGUGGCCGGCGCGCACCCGGGGCUGCGGCCGAGGCGUCUCCUAGCAACCAGCCGCCAGCCUCGGCCCAGGUGGAGCGGGGCUGACAUGGACCAGCCAGUCAUCACCCUCACCACCACCAAUGUAAGGGACGACCUGGGGCCUCCCUCCUGCCGCCACCACCACCGCCGAGUCCUCCCGGGCUCAGCUAAACCAACCCGGAAGUCAUCAUCUUUUGAAAGAGAAGGAUGGUGGAGAAUAGCACUAACAAAUACGCCUAUACCUGGCACUUACCACUUGAAAACCUUUAUUGAAGAAUCCUUAUUAAAUCCAGUGAUAGCAACCUACAAUUUUAAAAAUGAAGGAAGAAGAAAACCACCUCUUGUGCACAGAAACAAUCCAGUCAUAAAUGACAUUCCCCAGUACAUGCCUCCUGACUCACUGGAAUUGUUAAAGAAGCAAAUGGCCACUUAUUCAUUUAAAGACAAACCACGGGCAAGCCCCAGCUCACUGGUUUACAAAGAUCAGACAGUGCAGCUUUCACCGGGACAAUACGAUAUUCUUCCCCCACCAGUUCCCAAGUACUCUUCCAGGGGCUUUGUGUUUCGUUCUACAGUUCCAAGAUUCCCAACAGGCUGCUUCAUUCCUCACGAAGGCCCAGGCCCAGGUCAUUAUGACUUGAAAAUACCCCCGACGAGUUCUAUUACUUCUUGCUUUCAGUCCAAAGUCCCUCGGUUCUUGCCUUCCCGUUCAAAAACCCCAGGCCCAGGAGCAUACGCGUCUUCAGCACAAUUCCCAAAGCAGUCCCCAACCGUAGCCAGAAUGGGCCGAGAACACAGCCUUUUCUUCAACAACGAUUGGCUUUUAAAAUAA